This is a messenger RNA of Opisthorchis viverrini, 397 nucleotides long. RefSeq lists its product as hypothetical. The record is from RefSeq and is a predicted model, not a curated record. NCBI's taxonomy places the organism in Eukaryota, Metazoa, Platyhelminthes, Trematoda, Opisthorchiida, Opisthorchiidae. The annotation marks the transcript as partial. The transcript is spliced from 4 exons.
AUGAAACUGUACACCAGCCCAAGGUUGGCGACACCUGAUGAAAAUCGAAUCGCAGAACUGGCCGAGACAGAUCGUCGUGAAAGACAGUACCUUCGUCGAACGAAGCGUCAAGCGCCGGAAUGUGAAUGUCGCACCCGACAAACCAAACGGCAUCCGUCCAAAUUGAUACUGAUUGCCCCCAUCAAUGAACGAUUUUCCUCCCUAUCCUCUGGCUUGAUAGGCAGUUGCCUCGAAUACCAUGAAAUAUCGGGAAUGCUGGAGGGAAUCAAAAAUCUCCGCAACCGUGGGGACAGCUACAACCCGAUUCCCGGUCAGUUCGUCCAAACGCCGGAAAUCCACGCAGAACCGCUCUACGAACUAGAAAUUGUAGAGCAAACUGGAGUCCCCAAUCUGGUUU